CUGUGCAACCCAGCCCCGGUCCCCGGGGCGCUUAGGGCGCUCCCGGCCUCGGCUUUCCCCCAGGUGCGGAGCGGAUCGAGCCGGCCAGCUGCGGUAGAGGAGUCGCCCCCGCCUCUUUUCUCCCGGGCUCGAACCCACUGUCCACAGGCUGGAGCUGCGGGCCAGAUUCCCUGGGCUUCUGGCCAGGUGGUGGAUCUGGUAACCAGAGAGGUGGCUGGGAGAUUAAGGCGCCCCAGCUCUCUAAAGAUGUUUCCCCAGAACAGGCCACCGACCCACCUCCAGGCUCCUUCUCUCGCCUCUGCGGCGGCUGUGGCCGUGGCCACCAGUGCAACCACCACCACGUCACAGUCCCUGAAACUGACCUACCCAGAGACCCUGGAUCGGAUCAAGGAAGAGUUCCAGUUCCUCCAGAACCAGUACCACAGCUUGAAGUUAGAGUGUGAGAAGCUGGUGACGGAGAAGACUGAAAUCCAGCGUCACUACGUCAUGUACUACGAAAUGUCCUACGGGCUGAACAUUGAAAUGCAUAAGCAGACAGAGAUUGCCAAGCGUCUGAACGUCAUCUGCACCCAACUCAUCCCCUUUCUGUCCCAGGAGCACCAGCAGCAGGUGGUCCAGGCAGUGGAACGAGCCAAACAGGUCACCAUGGCCGAGCUGAAUGCUGCAAUUGGGCACCAGCUCCAGGCUCAACACCUGUCUCACCACGCCCCGCCCAUCCCCCUCACCCCCCACCCCUCGGGCCUGCAGCCCCCCAGCCUGGCAAGCCUGGGCAGCACCUCAGGGCUCCUGGCCCUGACCGGGGCCCUGGGGGCCCAGGGACAGCUGGUCCCCAAGGAAGAUCGAGGCCUGCAUGAGGCUGAGCACAGAGUUGCCAUGGUUACAGAGAGAGACCCAGGCCCGAGCUCCGUGGCAUUGCCCAAUGGAGAGCGGCCACGCACCCUCUCUGAAUACCUGAGCGGCAACAAGAAGCGGAAAGCGGAUGAGAAGGACUUCGUCCCAGACUAUAGCAGUGACGCUGACAAGAGUGAGGACAACCUAGUAGUGGAUGAGGACCCCCAGUCCCCACACAGCGUCCACUCGUAUUCCUCGCGGGAGAAUGGGCUGGCCAAAGGGACCUCACAGAGGAAGGAGGUGGUGCCCCUCAGUCCUCCAUCCGUGGCCUCCUCCCGAAGCACCUCCCCAUCGCGGAGCAAGGAGCCGCCCCCACCCCCAGUGAUGGAGAAAACCGGUACGCCCGGCCUGAAAUCCAGCACCCCAACUUCCCAGGGUGACGGGUUGAUGCCAGGACUCAGCAACAGUGCCCAGCCUUUCCGAGCUGGCACAGGCAAGCCCAGUGUGGACUCCUUAGCUCUAAGCCUGAGGAACCCACUGGCGGUCCAGACCUCCUACCCCAGCCCCUUCAGUAUGGCCCACCCUGCCCUGAACGGUGAAGUGUCUGGGACUGGGGCCUACGCCAGCCUCCACCUGGUGUCGUCACAAAUCAACGGGGCCUCCGCCAGCUACAGCCGCUCACCUCUGGUCAGCUACGACUCACACACCCACAUGCGGGUGCCAGGGGGUUCUGCCAACCUGCCAGCCAGCUCCUCGGGAAAACCGGCCUAUUCCUUCCACGUGUCGGGUGACGGGCAGGUGCAGCCGGUGCCCUUUCCGUCGGACGCCCUCAUUGGCUCGGGCAUCCCCCGGCACGCCCGCCAGCUGCACACCCUGAGCCACGGUGAGGUGGUCUGCGCCGUCACCAUCAGCAACUCCACCCAGCAUGUCUACACCGGGGGCAAAGGCUGCGUCAAGGUGUGGGAUGUGGGGCAGCCUGGCACCAAGACGCCCGUGGCCCAGCUGGACUGCCUGAACCGGGACAACUACAUCCGCUCUUGCAAGCUGCUGCCGGACGGGCGGAGUCUCAUCGUGGGAGGCGAGGCCAGCACCCUGUCCAUUUGGGACCUGGCCGCCCCCACCCCCCGCAUCAAGGCCGAGCUGACCUCCUCUGCCCCUGCCUGCUACGCCCUGGCCAUCAGCCCUGACGCUAAGGUCUGCUUCUCCUGCUGCAGUGACGGCAACAUCGUGGUUUGGGACCUACAGAACCAGACGUUGGUCCGGCAAUUCCAAGGCCACACGGAUGGUGCCAGCUGCAUUGAUAUCUCCAAUGAUGGCAACAAGCUGUGGACAGGUGGCCUGGACAACACUGUGCGCUGCUGGGACCUGCGGGAGGGGCGGCAGCUGCAGCAGCAUGACUUCAGCUCACAGAUCUUCUCCCUGGGUCAUUGCCCCACUGGGGAGUGGCUGGCGGUGGGCAUGGAGAGCAGCAACGUGGAGGUGCUCCACGUCAACAAGCCCGACAAGUACCAGCUGCACCUGCACGAGAGCUGUGUCCUCUCCCUCAAGUUCGCCUCCUGCGGCAAGUGGUUUGUGAGCACGGGCAAGGACAACCUCCUCAAUGCCUGGAGAACACCCUAUGGGGCCAGCAUCUUCCAGUCAAAAGAAUCCUCAUCUGUCCUGAGCUGUGACGUCUCCACGGAUGACCAGUUCAUUGUCACCGGUUCUGGGGACAAGAAAGCCACGGUGUAUGAGGUCAUUUACUAAGACAGCAGCCAGCCCGUCAGCGACGUCCCAAAGAUCUGCCCCAGCCGGCUUGGGUGGGGGGCAAGAAAGCCCCCAGCGGGUCCAGCCGGCAAAGGGGUGUAGGCAAAAUCUGACCAACAACCCUCCCUCCCCCCCUUCCUCCUUUGCUUCUCUUUCCCCUCUCUCCACCCCCACCCCCCCACCUCCAUGUGGGGGUUUCUCUGAACCUGAACUGUUUAGGUUUCCUGUGAUUGGGUUAUUUUUUCUACCUUUUAAUUUUCACUUCUUUUUUUUGGAAGAGGGUUUGUGAUCUCUUGGCCAGGAUUUUAGUUUGUAUUUAAUAAAAAAUCUGAGGUGUGUCAGCCACA
Molecule: messenger RNA, 2924 nt
Organism: Tachyglossus aculeatus (Australian echidna)
Lineage: Eukaryota; Metazoa; Chordata; Mammalia; Monotremata; Tachyglossidae
Product: transducin-like enhancer protein 1
Exons: 21
Coding region: 247-2577 (776 amino acids)
Biological process (GO): regulation of DNA-templated transcription; negative regulation of canonical Wnt signaling pathway
Cellular component (GO): nucleus; transcription regulator complex
Molecular function (GO): transcription corepressor activity; protein binding
Source: RefSeq, a predicted model, not a curated record